Macrobrachium nipponense is the source of this 4948-nucleotide messenger RNA. RefSeq lists its product as uncharacterized. Bases 802 to 2154 code for a protein of 450 amino acids. Lineage: Eukaryota; Metazoa; Arthropoda; Malacostraca; Decapoda; Palaemonidae. The record is from RefSeq and is a predicted model, not a curated record. The transcript is spliced from 9 exons.
AGGCCUGGGUAUAGAUUUAAUUGUUUAAACAUGACUUUUUGUUUGCCGUAUAGUCGACAGAGAUAAGAGAACCACAGAGAUAUUUUUUAUCGAGUAAACCUCUAAUUAUGAUCUGGGUGUUCGGAUUUUUUGGCUUGGCUUCAGUAACUUUUUCUUUCUCUUGAACUCAAUUAUUUUGUAAGAGAAUCGAGCUCUUUUCAUUGGGCUCAUCUCUAAACGAAUUUUCUAGACGUCCUCAAAACGUAUUUUGAAUGAUCACUUGAGUUGAUAGAUAACCGUAUCAGCACAGAUCUGGCUUGGAACAUGUUUGUUCGGGUAGUAGAUUAUGGAGGUUGGAGGAGUGUACGUAAAGAGAGAUAAACCGUGCGGUCCACACCUGAGCAGUUGCUUGCUGGAAAAUAAUUCCCCGAAAAACACUAACGCCGACUUUCCUCUGAUCGAAUGGCUAGAUAUAACCACAGCCCGUGGAUAUACUACGUACAUUCUACAAACUAAGUCUUACUCGUUUUCAAUAUUUCGCAGCGACCACCGAAGUUAGCCUAGCCACCAGUUACAAAACGUUUUGCGACGUCAGCCAUCUUGAAAGCCAGAAAUUUCGCCAUCCUUUUCUCUCACGGUGUCGGUCAGCGGUUCGCCGAAUACGUUCCUUUACCUAUAUAGGCUUCGAGACGAGGUUGUCAUAAGCGGAAAAUUACUUUUAUAUCCAAAGGCUGGAAGUGUUGGCUAAACUUCUUCAGCUCCCAAUAAGCGCAGUCUUCUGUGGGGAAGAACAAUAUUUAAAUCUCAAAGUUUUUGGUGGAUAUGGUGGAUUAUUCGCAAGUGAUGAAAGCUACAAUUGUCGCUCUAUGUUUGGCAGCUGGCCCUGGGCUCCAGGCAGGAAAAAUACCCCUUCAGAAUGACCAACCAGCCACCAAAAAGGAAGGUGUGGAUGCCUUUGAACUAAGACUCCAGUUCAAGGAGAAAUUGGCUCAUUGUGUAGACGUUGACAUGCAUGUUGAUUAUUGCCUAGCUCCCAGACCAGAAGGGGUGUUCUCGAGAGGAAAAAAAAUGAAAUUCUACCUAAAUAACAAGCUUGUUUACAAUUGCUCAUCCUCAGGUGUCUGUACAGCCCAUGGUGCACUCAAAGAAAAUACUCGUAUUAAAGUGGCCUCAGAAGGAUGUAAAGGCAUACCCUUUGCCAACAUCAACAAAGAUCUUAUUGGGGAAUAUGUAGCCGUAGCUGAAGAUCCUCCAGAACGUUUCAAGGCAUCUUUCAACUUAACAUUUUGUAACAGAGAAAAGUCCUUAGAAUUGAGCCUUGAAUUGAGAGGGGAAGCAGCAAAUUGUGUAAGUCAGUCUCAUCGUGAUGGCUAUUGCCUCUCUGUCUCAAUGGAUGGUCAACCCAUUCAAAAUAAAGCAUUCAAGUGUUAUCUAGGAAGUCAUUUAGCGUACGAAUGCUCUACAGAAAGGGUAUGCACAGGUCACGGAAUCCUUCGAGACAAUAUCCGGCCAAAGUACGUAGCCAGCGACUGCUAUGGAAUCCCCUUUGCCAAUGUCGUUCCCCAAGCAGAAGGCAAAUACUCAUGCGUAGUUGAAGAUGAUACUUUCCUCAUAGAAGCAAGUUAUGACUUGGGUUUCUGCAGUGGAUCUCAUUCGCCCAACAUAACAGAAUCACAAAUGGAGAUGACUGAGUCUGUUUGGAAUACCAAAGUGAUAAUCAUCAUAGCUGUCUCAAGUGUAGUAAGUGUAGUAAGUGUAGUAGUACUAUCAGCAGUCAUUAUUGGAAUCUACAUCUGCUACAAAAGAUGCAUUAAAGAAAGGUUUUGCUGCAUGCAACAAGAACAACAUGAGGAGCUUCUGGAUAUCCCUCCUUCAGCAUCAGCUGAGAGCGAAGACAAAGAAGCGCUGUGCCUGCGAGAAGAGAGCAUGAAAUUGCAAGAGGAAUGGGCAACCUUACGGCAGAGUAGCAAGCAAGACAACCCAGGGGUCGAUGAAGUAGCCAUCUGUCCCAGCUCCAGCGAAGGAGAUGAGAUCGAACCCGAACACCCUGAUGAAGAAGAAGACGACAACCAGAGCGAUGACAACCAGAACAAAGACUUACCAAUUCUACAAGACUUGAGUUACCCGCGUAACAUUGAAGUACAUGUCUCGUCCACCUCAAAGACAAGGAUAUGAAGUAACGCUUGCGGGACAUCACUCGGAAACUCAUUUCUCUUAAUGGGGGCAAGCUCCGGAUGCUGCAGCGGACAGAAGGAUACACCAAUCUAACAGAUUAUGAACCUACCCCUGACCAGGACGAACUACUACUGUUAGGCCUUAACUGCCACAUUAUCUCCAAACCAAAGCCCCUUGAGAAGAGACUAGAGGUCGAGUUGCUGCUUGAUUCGUUACAGCAAUAUGAAAGCUGCACUCUCGUCCGCACCACCGACUCCUUACAGCCCCUCCUGCUUGCAGAAACCCUCACAGAAUGCGGCACAUAUGAUAUUGGUAUCCUCUCCCUUGAAAUAAAAGAAGCAGCAAAAGGCCCUGCAUCAACGGGAAGACAUAACUGUGCGCUGUGCAGACAAAACAGCAGCCUUCGUUCUGAUCAAGACAGCAGAGUACCACCAGAAGUUGGUGCCAUCUUGUCUGACAGUACUAAGUUCAAGCGCCCUAACUAAAAACCCACAGACGAAAUAAAAAAUGAAGCCGGUGACAUCAUUAGCAGUGUCAGUGCAGCCACCAAUGACGCCACCUCCUGCCCAUCAUCGGAGAUUACAGGCUUGGUUAUCUGUAUGGCAACGUAAAAAACACACACACAAAAAAAAUGGAAAUGCUCUCCGCCCCAUCAUCAGCCAGACACCCGCCCCCACGUAUGGACUGGCCAAGCGCCUUAAUCAAAAUUUGACGCCUUACGUACCAAGCCGAUAUAGCCUGCGCUCUUCAACGGAAUUCCUCGAAGAAAUCCGAGACUCCCCAGGAAUAGGCAUUAUCGCCUCCUUGGACGUAGAAUCCCUUUUCACUAACAUUCCUGUCGACGAGACCAUCAGUAUCAUUAUGAACCGUAUCUACAGGGACCCCUCUACACCCCAGCUGUAUAUCCAGAAAGCAUCCCUCCCGCGGACACUCCUCGAGAUAUGUACGAAGAAGGCCCCUUUCUCCACCAUAAGUUAGCCAGUCUUUAAUCCAGUCCGCUAUUUCUCCUACAAUUCCUUAAGUGCUUAACUGGUGCUCCUGAAUAACUGGCAUUGUCGGGUGGUCGUUCGCUGCUGAUCUUCGGGCGGCGGUAGGGAGGAGAAACUUUUCUUGGGUAAUAUUCAAGUUAGGUUUCUCCUUUCCUAUAUAGAGGGCUUCCAGGAGGCGCAAACGUUGGCGAUCAGUAGUUUGUUCAAUAAUCUCGAUAUAAGGUAUAUCACUCCUUUUUAUUCUUGUGUUAUUAUAGGCAGUGCUGGCAUGAUUAUAAAUGGCUCCUUCUUGGACGUGGCAGGAUAUUCUCUUGGAGAAUCGCAUGGUGGUCAUGCCGAUGUAUUUGCCGAGGCCUCCUCGGACGGGGCAUGUGUAUCGGUAGACCACAUUUGUCAUUUUCAAGGGAUCCUGCAGGGGGCCACUGGGUUGUUCCCCAUCACCAGGCUACUUGUCUUCUUCGUUUUAUAAUAUAUUAAUAGAGUAAUGUUCUUAUUCUGAUUGGUGGGGGUGACAUUUCCCUCGAUGACGAUCUUGAGGGCUUGCUCGUCCUCCUUAUACCUCCGUUCGAAGUGCCCCUUGUAAAAAAGCUUGAUGGGCUCUGGGGUGUUGGGGUGGGGUUCCUGCAGGUACCAAUCUUCGACAUUCUUCGUUAUCACAGCAUUGAUGGCGCCCCUGCAGGAUCCCUCGAAGAAGACGAACGUGGUCUACCGAUACACGUGCCCGUCCAAGGAUGCCUCGGCAAAUACAUCGGCAUGACCACCUUGCGAUUCUUCAAGAGAAUCUCCUGCCAUGCCCAAGAAGGAACCAUUUAUAAUCACGCCAGCACUGCCCAUAACACAAGAAUAAAAAAAAGUAAUACUAUACGAUCCUUGAUGUUUGCACCUCCUGGAAGUUCUCCAUAUAGGAAAGGAGAAACCCAACUUGAAUAUUACCCAAGAAACGUUUCUGCUCCCUACCGAUGCCCGAAGAUCAGCAGCGAAUGAUCACCCGACAAUGCCAGAUAUUCAGAAGCACCAGUAGGAUGAUAGGAUUCCUGCUGCAGGCAGGACUUCAGACAUUCAUUCCCGGACGCACCACUCGAGCACUUGCACAGCUGAACCCCUGCGACCAUCAACGUGAGAUCCCCGAUUUCGCCCCAGACUGGUUCGACCAAUGAGAAACCAGCUCUAGGAUUUGAGCCACUAUAAAUACCAGCAUGCAGACACCUUCUUCUCACUUCUACUGCUGACCAGCCAAGAUGACCUAUGAGGAAGUCGAAACGUCGCAAUAAACCAGAGCUACACCAGCAUUAAUACCAGCUGAAUACCAGAGACAACCCCGGCCUGACAUUGACCUCACUUAUGGAAUGAUAUCAACAUCGACGACGACCCCUGCUUGACCUGGACCUGAGGAACGCCUUUCCAUAUACCAUUACACGGAUAAUACCAGUAUUAACUGAUUAAAAUCCUGUUCUAAAUAAAAUACCACUUUCAACAUUAUUCACAUUUCUCCCAAUAUGAAUAUUGGUCAAUUAUUAAGAGGUAUCGCUGAGCCAGAAAAGCGAGUAAUAAGAAAAAUAGAACAUAUAAUAUUUAAGAUUAAUUUGCUGAAUUCUGCCAUUUUAUUCAACAGAAUUUGUUUAAAAGACGGUCUUCUUCCAAAAUAUACAUUAUUAUUAUUAUUAUUAUUAUUAUUAUUAUUAUUAUUAUUAAACUAUUUCUGAAUAUAGUGACCUUAUUAUCCUAUAAAAUAUGUUUUAGGAAUUUUUCCAUCAGAAAUUAUCGAAAAGAAAAAUAUCAAUUAUAUUUUACCAAUACGUAAGUUA